This is a messenger RNA of Labrus bergylta (ballan wrasse), 2988 nucleotides long. The record is from RefSeq and is a predicted model, not a curated record. NCBI's taxonomy places the organism in Eukaryota, Metazoa, Chordata, Actinopteri, Labriformes, Labridae.
AGAGAAGAAGAACUCCUCCUAGACCAGGAAGUGAGACAGUCGGUAUCAUAACAAAACAAGAGUAGCCUGUUCGUCAGCUGAAAAUAAGAUUUCUUUGAGCAGCUGGACUCAUAUUCGUCUUGCCAUGGAUGAUAUGAUCUUCAAUUUAAGGUUCACUUCUAAGCAGCUUGAGAGACUUGCUAAGAAAGCAGAGAAGGAGUCUGAAAAGGAGCAGGCCAAGGUUAAGAAGGCUUUGCAACAGAAAAAUGUGGAAGUUGCCAGAGUCUAUGCAGAGAACGCUAUCCGGAAAAAAAAUGAAGGUCUCAACUGGCUGCGCAUGGCGUCACGAGUGGACGCGGUGUCCUCCAAAGUCCAGACUGCAGUCACAAUGAAAGCAGUUUCCAAAAGCAUGGGCCAGGUGACCAAGUCCCUGGACAAGGCUCUUAAGUCCAUGGACCUCCAAAAGAUCUCUGCUGUCAUGGAUAAGUUUGAAAGCCAGGUGGAAAACCUUGACGUUCACACCUCGGUGAUGGAUGACUCCAUGAGCUCAGCGACUACACUGACCACACCUCAGAACCAGGUGGAUGACCUGAUCCACCAGAUAGCAGAGGAGAGCGGUCUGGAGGUGAUGGACCAGCUCAGCCAGCUGCCUGCAGGGGCCACCUCAGUGGGAGCUGAGAGCUCACGGAGCAACGAAAAGGAGGACCAGCUGUCUCGACGGUUGGCUGCUUUGCGGAACUGAGGGCUCCUCCGGGAGAGGUGACCGCCGCCUACAGCUGUGUGUAAGCAGAUGGGCUUAAUGAUGGCAACACGAGCUGUGUGUGUUUCUAUUGAACUGUUCCUACCGGGAGGACUUAACGAGCCUAUUGAUUACCAUCCCCCCUGCUCUAUAAAUAGACACAUCGGCCUGAAAUACCAACUGAGAGGGCUUGAAUCUCACCCAGGUUCACCUUCUUAUUUCGAUCCAUCUAUUCCUGUCCCUUCCUUUCCCCUCUAAUUCCCCCUUGCAUCUCAUUUUACCUUCCCUCUCCCUCCCUCCUUUUUUUAUCCCUUCUUCUCUGCCACUUUUUUCUACUCCUUGGCUCUGAUAUCACACUCUUAUGGAUGUAUGCUAUGUAAACAAAAAGAAACCAAUCUUAUAAAUUGUAUGAUGUAUAAUAAUAAAAAGUUUUAUUAGGCAGUUAUACACUGCAGUCGAUCAUAAGGGGCAGGGUGGGUUGAAGAUGUGUCUACAUGUUGUUUCUAUAGUUUUCAGACUUUGUCAGCACGGGGGGCUUUGAUUGGGUGAUUCUGAUUUAAGGAGCGAGACAUUUAAUCGUAAAUCAGUUCUGGCUUGAGCAAUUUAGGCUCAACUUGUAUUUAAGUAACACUAAUGCUAAACUCACACUAAUGUAUGUUCAUUUAUGAACACAGAAGAACUUUUGGUACGUUUAUGGCUGACAUCCACACAUCACGAGUGUGACCUCCAAGUGGCCCUAAAACUGCAGCUUUUGAAAAUGAUGGUGAGCUUUAAAUUUGCAAACUGAGAAACAAAACUGGAAACAAACAGAUAUGCUGGCUGAUUGGUCUUUUCAGACAUGCCGCUAUCAUAUGGGCCUUUACUGAUAGAAAAAUAAACCUUUUUACAUGCUGCGGUUAUCUGAACAGUAAGAAGUAAUAGUCGGCGCUGCUGCAUUGUGUUGCGAUUGAAUUUUGCAUAAAUGUGCAGGAGGCAAGCUGACAUUUGCGUGGCCUGUUUUGUGUUCCUGUUUACACCGGCAUGCACAUGAAUGGUCAGGUGAAAUGGCUUUCAGAGAAUAGUUAUGAUACUUUGCUAAAACAAAUUUUGGAUGGAGCUCAAUGUGAUUUAAAUUACUGUCACAGUAGUCUGGAGGUAGGGGUCUCCUUUCCUUCUCAGAAUCAUCCCAGUUAAAGCCGCUUCAUGUUCUUUCACUCUAAAACAUCAAAGGACACUCUUCAAACCGGGUGGGCCCCCGUGUCAAAAUGGUUGUUUUGGUGUUCUUCUUUCUGUUUAUUCAGAUUUGUUUUGUUUUUUGCCUGUAUUCAUUUUUUAGUUGUUGCUUGGAAUGCCUUAUUUGGGAUGAAGGUGAUUGUAAAGGUGCUUCCCUCUUCAGUGCCUGAAGGAUUGUAGAUAAGAAAGUGAACAGCAGUGAAACGAGACUCCACAGACAUCAGUCAGACAAAAAUCGGUUUCAGUUCGUCUUCCUGCCAGACGAGCUGUAGAUGUUUUGAGCUUCGUCUUAACCAGCAUCACUGACAUUGAUAAGUGUGAGCUCAGGUUGCCGUUGCAGUCAGGAGGACAUGAUCUUAAUCAUAACAUUACAUUAUCUCUUUGAAUUUGCAUCGUGUGGAGUUGUUUGAUCUCUUUUUGUUGUUGUUGUUGUGUUUGAUUUAAAUUAAGGUGUUGAAGAUCUCCCAUACCAACCCGGAAACCUCAUGCAGAUAUUUUUGGAAACUUCUCUGUGUCCAAAUAAUUUAAUCUUCCUCAAGUGUCUCGUUCUAUCAGGAGGACACUUCAGUGUAUCUUUAGCAGGGAUAAACAUGCUGGACAGUUUUUUCUAAUAUGACAACAAGAGGGAGUUCAUGCCCCUUGUUGUUAUUACCCACAGGUUUUGCUUAAAACGUCUAUCAGUCAUGUUUGACAGAAAUGCAGAAGAUGUGAUUUGCAUAAAUAGCAGGUGAUAUUUAAAGAUAGUGGAAUAAAAUGUAUAAUGGGGGCUGCAUGAGCUCACUAAAAGCUGGUUCCAUUUGUUUCUUCCUUUUUUUAAAUCCAGUCUCUGCAUUGAGUUACAAGUGCUGGCAUAGAUGUUAAAGUUCAGAUAGGCUGUAGUCACACAUCCUCUUGUAACGGGUCAGCGUCACCCUCUGACAAUGUUCCAGGUUUUUUUUUUUUUUUUUUGUCCAUUUUAAUCACAAAGAGGGUUUAUUUAAACUCAGAGUUCAGCAGAACUUUGCAGCACUUCUGUUUUGUAUAUUAACCUUGUGAAAAUAAAAGCUUGCCCUCUGAUG